This is a messenger RNA of Apis mellifera (honey bee), 1296 nucleotides long. It is a transcript of the gene AQP, whose product is annotated as aquaporin-11. Gene Ontology annotation, cellular component: cytoplasm. NCBI's taxonomy places the organism in Eukaryota, Metazoa, Arthropoda, Insecta, Hymenoptera, Apidae. The transcript has 5 exons. The record is from RefSeq and is a predicted model, not a curated record. The coding region runs from base 322 to 1113 and encodes 263 amino acids. Gene Ontology annotation, molecular function: channel activity.
UACUAAAUAUUUUAUAUUUUGUGAUUGUAUUGAAAAAUAGUUGAUAACCAUCGUGAUGUGAAUGUUCAAUCAGAUAAUUUGAGAGACUAGCUAUUUAAAGCCACGCGACAUAUUCACACAGAUAUAUUCAAUUACAUUCGUUCGUUUUAAAUAACAGCUAAGUAAAAUCUUGUUGUGUGCAAAAUAAAGGAAAAGAUCAAAAAAUAGAUAUUGUGUGAAUAUUUGAGUUGAAAGAAAUGGUAAAAGUGAAUAAAAUUCGAUGAUAAAUAUUUUUUAUCUUAUAACAUUAAAUUUAUAUAAUAUAUAUAUUCGAUCAACACCAUGGCUGCAACAAUAAUUGCCCUAGCAGUUUCUACACUGUACAUUAUACUUACAACUCUCAUAGCUUAUUGGAUGAGAAGAUAUACCGAUUAUUAUAUACGUGAUCCGUUCGUAAGAUCCCUAUUUUUAGAAGCCAUUGCUACCGGUGAACUUUGUGGAGCAUGUUUCGAAUUAAUAAUAAUUGCGGACAACUGGGGUGUUUCUAUGUAUGGCGUAUAUUUAUUUGUACUGACGAUUUGGUGGUCUCUAAAUUGGGGUGAUGCUACCGCUUGUCCGUAUACACACAUCGAAGAAGUUGUCGAAGGAACGAAAUCGGUACGCGAUGCUUUCCUUUUAAUAUGGGCCGAACUAGUAGGUGGUCUUGCCGUUUUUAGAUACAUUCAAUUGCUUUGGGCGCUUGAAAUCGUUUCGACGCAUAAAAACAAAGCAUUCGAAGAUUGUACUACUGAUUUACAAGUACCCGUAAUAUUUGGAGCAUUUAUCGAAUGUGUGGCAACUUGUAUAUACAGGGUAGUUUCACGUGGUUUGAACGAGAUAAAUUCGAGGAUUAAUGUUAUUGUCGAUUCCUUUAUUGGAACUACUUUAGUUAUUGCAGCUUUCGAUUAUUCUGGUGGCUACUUCAAUCCUGCACUGGCCACCUCUUUGAAAUACGGAUGUUUGGGAACUUCCUUCAUGGAGCACGUGAUAGUCUAUUGGGUCGGUGCGUGCGCCGGUUCCAUCGCCUCUUUACGAGUUUAUAAAUCACCGUUUGUUCAGCAAUACAUGGAACAGUAUAAGGAGAAAACGCUUUAAUUGAAACGCUUUGCUUAAGUUAAGCAAAGAUACAGCGGAUACAUUGCUCAAGUUUGUUGAAUUUGUGUUCACUCGAUUUUUCUGUUGUUUAUUUAACUUAAAUGUGUUUUCUGUCUGCGUUACUAUUUUACAAAAUAGCGUAUAAAUUUAUAAUAUGAUUGAAAUAGAGAUUGUUAUAAGGAA